CAUUUAAGCAUUUCCCGCACCCCAUACAUCUUAUCAUGAACACACAAAACCAAACCACCUUUCUCACCGGAAAACCAUGACUACCACCACCACCGAGCUGCCGUACCACCACCUCCCCACCGAAAACCCCAACCAACCCAUCUCACAAAAAUCACUUCUCAACCUCCUAACCACCAAAUGCACCACAUCUCUCCACCUCCUCAAACAAACCCACGCUCUAAUCCUCAAAACCAACCACUUUCAAGACCACUUCAUCGCCGGUUCCUUAAUCAAAUCCUACUCAAACCCUUUUCACAACCCUUCAACUUCAUUUCUACAAGUCUUCCACCAAGUCCCCAAUCCAAAUGUGUUUGUUUGGAACUCAGUUAUCACUGCCUGUGUUGACAACAACGACCCAUGUUUGGCUCUAGUUUAUUAUUCCAACAUGGUGGGUUCGAAUGCGAAACCGAAUAAGUUUACUUAUCCGGUGUUGUUCAAAGCUUGUAUGGUUAUGAAGUGUGUUGAUUAUGGUGUGCAGGUGCAUUGUCAUGUGGUGAAAAAUGGGUUUAUGGAUGAUGGGUAUGUGAGAAGUGCUGCGAUCCGAAUGUAUUCGUCGGUUGGGCGGGUAGUUGAAGCUCGGAUGGUUUGUGAUUAUGGUGAGAAGGAUGUGGUUUGUUUUAAUGCUAUGAUUGAUGGGUACUUGAAAUGUGGGGAGAUUGAAUCGGCUUCGGGUUUGUUUGAUUCGAUGACGAAGAAGAAUGUUGGUACUUGGAAUGCUAUGGUUACCGGGUUGGUUAAGUGUGGGAUGGUUGAGGAUGCGCGUAAAGUGUUUGAUGAAAUGCCUGAACGAGAUGAGAUAUCGUGGAGUGUUAUGAUUGAUGGGUAUAAUAAAAAUGGGUGUUUUAAGGAAGGAUUAGAAGUUUUUAGAGCAAUGUUGGGGGAGGAGGAAGUUAAGCCGAAAAAGUUUGUGCUUUCGAGUGUGGCAUCGGCUUGUGCGAAUGUAGGUUCUCUUGAUCAAGGGAAGUGGAUCCAUGCGUAUGCGAAGCAGAAUUCGAUUGAGUUAGAUGGGGUUUUGGGAACGGCGUUAGUGGAUAUGUAUGCGAAGCUUGGACGGCUUGAUUUGGCGUGGGAUGUAUUCGAGACAAUGAAAAGGAAAGAAGUUUCGUCAUGGAACGCGAUGAUUGGAGGGCUUGCGAUGCACGGUAGGGCAAAGGAUGCGAUCGAGCUUUUCUUACAAAUGGAAAAGAAACGGGUUCAACCGGACGAAAUCACAUUUGUAGGAUUGCUAAAUGCUUGUGCUCAUGGAGGGUUGGUUGAUGUGGGGUUGGAGUGUUUCGACAGGAUGCAAGAUGUUUACGGUGUUGAGCCAACGGUCCACCACUACGGAUGCAUGGUUGAUCUCUUAGGUCGAGCAGGACGGUUAGCCGAAGCCGAGGAGCUCGUAUAUAACAUGCCAAUGACACCAAGUCCUGCAGUUUGGGGUGCCCUUUUAGGCGCUUGCAGGGUUCAUGAAAACAUAGACAUGGGUGAGAAAAUCGGGAAAAUGUUGAUCGAAUUAGACCCCCAAAACGGUGGUCGAUACGCACUCCUAUCUAACAUUUACGCAAAGGCGGGGAGAUGGGACGACGUCAAGAAAGUACGAACAUUAAUGAAGGAAAACGGCGUAAAAACCACCACAGGUAGAAGUACAAUCGAUAUAGACGGGAUAGUUCACGAGUUCAAAAUCGGGGACUCCGACCAUCCCCGAGCGCGAGAGAUUUAUGAGAUGGUGGAGGAGAUGAUAGCAAAACUAGAGUUAGAAGGCUAUGUCCCGAAAACAUCGGAUGUGUUGUUUGAUAUCGAGGAGGACGAGAAGGAAACAACGUUAUGGCGGCAUAGCGAAAAGCUUGCUAUCGCGUUCGGGUUGAUUAGUACGUCGCCUGGAACGCCUAUUCGGGUGACGAAGAAUCUAAGGAUGUGUGAAGAUUGUCAUUUGGUGAUUAAGUUGGUUUCGUGUGUAUACAAGAGGGAUAUAGUAGUGAGGGAUCGUUUGAGGUUUCAUCAUUUCCGAAAUGGGAAGUGUUCUUGUAAGGAUUUUUGGUGAUUAUUUGUUUGAUGAUACAUGUUUAUACGGAGCUGUUUUAUGACAUAAACAAUAAUGCAUU
Helianthus annuus (common sunflower) is the source of this 2123-nucleotide messenger RNA. RefSeq names its product pentatricopeptide repeat-containing protein At5g48910. Gene Ontology annotation, biological process: RNA modification. Gene Ontology annotation, molecular function: zinc ion binding; RNA binding; protein binding. Lineage: Eukaryota; Viridiplantae; Streptophyta; Magnoliopsida; Asterales; Asteraceae. The transcript has a single exon. Bases 77 to 2062 code for a protein of 661 amino acids. The record is from RefSeq and is a predicted model, not a curated record.